GUGAAAGUAAACUUCAGUCUUAGUGUUUUGGCGUCUCAGCUGCGUUUUCUUCGAUGAGCGUCGUAAUUCACGAUAAUCCCGUUAAAUCUGAAACCAGCCGGCAUCACAGAGGUCUUCAGUGAAAGAGAUGGCCGGCUCACGUCACAACAACAGUGAUCAGAUGAGAGACCUUAUGCAAUUUGAUGAUGCCUCCGAAAACGGUAAAAAGGAAAUCAAAAAGGAUGAGAAAGACAACAACAGCAAAGAAAACACAAGAGAAGCCACCUGCUCCUCCUCCUCCUCUUCCUCCUCUUCCUCCUCCAAACCUUCUGGUAACGGGGAUGUGAAGGGUUCACCUGGAGAACGGGACGAACCAGGGCCAUCACAGGAGCAGGACGGUGCUUCUUCAUCAUCAUCGUCAUCAUCGUCGUCAUCAUCGUCGUCAUCAUCAUCAUCAUGUUGUGAGCUGAAAGAUCUGAAGCGAUUUCGGCAGUUUCACACCAAGCUGGGUCCACUGACCUACAGCAAGACACACACUGUCCUCAUAGAUGUGCCUAAUUUUAACCGUGACAAAAAAGUUCUGGCCCAGACGGGGAGAGACAUUUGGAACAGUAACCUCGUGAAGAUGCCAGAUUCCUCUCACAGUCUGAUGACGGCCAAGGGUGGAUUCUUCCAGCAAUCCUCCCUAGUGCAGAGGUGGCAAGUGAUCGGCUAUCAUCUGGGUCCUCUGGCCAAGAAAGCAUCAUUGGACGUGGACGAUGUGGCAGAAGCUAUCAUCAAAUAUAACCAGAAGUAUAAAGACAAGUGGACUUUUGAUGCCCUCUACUCUUUUGUUAAGGUUGUCCCGAAAACAGAAAACUACUACCCCAGGCUGUUCCCUAAGAUCAUAGAUUUGGCCCUGAAGCUGCCGCACAUUCUGAGGAAGGUCAUCCCGCUGCUUCAAGGAGGACAAACUGCAUCCAUCACUCUGUCUCAACUUCAGAUAGCGUGUCUGCUAGCUAACGCCUUUUUCUGCACCUUCCCUCACCGCAACACCUCCACUCCCAAAUCAGAGUACCACAACUACCCCACCAUUAACUUCAGCAGUCUGUUCUGGAGCUGGUCAGACAGGAAGAAGGAGAAGCUGAGGGCCAUCAUGCAUUACUUCAAAGUGGUAACAGAUGAGAAAACUAAACCAAAAGGAGGACUGGUGACGUUUGAGAGGAGAUGCCUGAGUGACACAGACAUACCUGACUGGAGAAGCAGUGAAGAGACGAUGCGUAAACUUUACGUGUCAUCGAAAGGCGACAUCGAGACCGAUGGAACGGGCAUGUUACAGGUGGAUUUUGCCUCCAGCUGGAUCGGUGGAGGUGUGCUGGGCUCCGGUCUGGUGCAGGAAGAAAUCCUCUUCCUCAUAAACCCUGAGCUGAUCGUUUCUCGCCUCUUCACUGAGAAACUCGGAGACAGAGAGUGUCUGAUCAUUACAGGCUCUCAGCAGUACAGCAGUUACAGCGGCUAUGGUGACAGCUUUGAGUGGACCGGCCCUCAUGAAGACAAACUCCAAAGGGAUGACUGGGCUCGGCUGCAGCGGCAGAUCCUCGCCAUCGACGCUCAACACUACAAAAACAGAAGAGAGCAGUUUAAAAUGAUCAACGUUACACGGGAGCUGAACAAGGCAUACUGUGGAUUUAAAAGUAGUGGACCCAACGAGCCGGACAUCGCCACAGGGAAAUGGGGCUGUGGAGCCUUCAAUGGAGACCCACAUCUCAAAGCCGUGAUCCAGCUGAUGGCAGCAGCAAAGGCCAACAGAGGAAUGGCCUUCUUUACGUUUGGGGAUGAACACCUGGAGCAAGGCCUGAAGCAGAUCCACCACCUGCUGGUCAAAGAGAAGACGACGGUCGGGAAGCUGUACGGACUUCUGGAGGACUUCUGUGCCGUUCAGAAGGCCUCCGGUGGAUCAGGCACGGAUCUGUUUGAGUUCAUCAGGAACACUUUGGGACAUUCAAAGAGUCAACUGUGAGGACCGAAAAAGGUCCAU
Messenger RNA from Scomber japonicus (chub mackerel), 1996 nucleotides. It is a transcript of the gene pargl, whose product is annotated as poly (ADP-ribose) glycohydrolase, like. Gene Ontology annotation, molecular function: poly(ADP-ribose) glycohydrolase activity. The record is from RefSeq and is a predicted model, not a curated record. Gene Ontology annotation, biological process: nucleotide-sugar metabolic process; regulation of DNA repair; carbohydrate metabolic process. Gene Ontology annotation, cellular component: nucleus; cytoplasm. The transcript is spliced from 16 exons. Bases 128 to 1978 code for a protein of 616 amino acids. Lineage: Eukaryota; Metazoa; Chordata; Actinopteri; Scombriformes; Scombridae.